This is a messenger RNA of Globicephala melas (long-finned pilot whale), 1541 nucleotides long. It is a transcript of the gene GDAP1L1, whose product is annotated as ganglioside induced differentiation associated protein 1 like 1. The record is from RefSeq and is a predicted model, not a curated record. Lineage: Eukaryota; Metazoa; Chordata; Mammalia; Artiodactyla; Delphinidae.
GGCGCUGGAGAGCGAUGCGGCCAAGCCGGUGGAGGCCCCCGAAGCAUCCGAAGCGGCCAGCCACGCCCAUUGGCCCAAGGAGAGCCUGGUUCUGUACCACUGGACCCAGUCCUUCAGCUCGCAGAAGAUUCACGUUUGGAGGCCAGGCUGAGAGUCCAAUCCUGAUAAUGAGAAUUAUGAAUAAGCACUAGCUAUAUACCAGACACUGUGUUGGUGCUACUAUUAAUACUUCAAUUCUGCAAAUAAAAAAACGAUGAAGGCCAGAAAGUGUAACGAAUCCGCCCAAACUCACACAGAAGAGCCAGAAAUCCUAUCCCAGGUGCGGCUGGUGAUCGCCGAGAAGGGCCUGGCGUGUGAGGAGCGGGACGUGAGCCUGCCGCAGAGCGAGCACAAGGAGCCCUGGUUCAUGCGGCUCAACCUGGGCGAGGAGGUGCCCGUCAUCAUCCACCGCGACAACAUCAUCAGCGACUACGACCAGAUCAUCGACUACGUGGAGCGCACGUUCACGGGAGAGCACGUGGUGGCGCUGAUGCCCGAGGCGGGCAGCCCCCAGCACGCGCGGGUGCUGCAGUACCGUGAGCUGCUGGACGCGCUGCCCAUGGACGCCUACACGCACGGCUGCAUCCUGCACCCCGAACUCACCGCCGACUCCAUGAUCCCCAAGUACGCCACGGCCGAGAUCCGCAGACAUUUAGCCAACGCCACCAUGGACUUCAUGAAAUUGGACCAUGAAGAGGAGCCCCAGCUCUCUGAUCCCUACCUUUCUAAACAGAAGAAGCUCAUGGCCAAGAUCCUGGAGCACGAUGAUGUGAGCUACCUGAAGAAGAUCCUGGGGGAGCUGGCCAUGGUGCUGGACCAGAUCGAGGCUGAGCUGGAGAAGAGGAAGCUUGAGAACGAGGGUGGGUGCCAGUUCUGGGGGCAGAAAUGUGAGCUGUGGCUCUGCGGCUGUGCUUUCACCCUUGCUGAUGUCCUCCUGGGAGCCACCCUGCACCGCCUCAAAUUCCUGGGACUGUCCAAGAAAUACUGGGAAGAUGGCAGCCGGCCCAACCUGCAGUCCUUCUUUGAGAGGGUCCAGAAACGCUUUGCCUUCCGGAAAGUUCUGGGCGACAUCCACACCACUCUGCUGUCAGCAGUCAUCCCCAACGCGUUCCGGCUGGUCAAGCGGAAACCCCCAUCUUUCUUUGGGGCAUCCUUCCUCAUGGGCUCCCUGGGUGGGAUGGGCUACUUUGCCUACUGGUACCUCAAGAAAAAAUACAUCUAAAGCCAGGCCCCGGGCUUGGUGUCUGACUGUUGGUGUCUCUGUCCUGUGUGAUUCCCAGUGAGCUCUCAGUAACGCACCGUCUCAUGCACACUUGGACAGCCCCUCCCACCCCUUGUUUGGAGCAAUUCUAUCGUCAGUCUGAAAACAUUCCAUAGUUUAGGAGUAGAUGUUGCCACUGCCGUGAGUUGAGGCCACGGUUCUACUGAAGGAGAGAAAGAGUGAGUGGGAGAGAGAGAGAAAGAGAGAGAAACAAACAAAAACACGAAUGCCUUUUUUUUUU